CUCUACACCAGAGAACACACAGGAGAGAAACCUUAUAGCUGUGGUCAAUGUGGGAGGAGUUUUACUACAUCUAGCAGUCUGACAUUGCACCAGAGAAUACACACAGGAGAGAAACCUUAUAGCUGUGAUCAAUGUGGGAAGAGAUUUGCUACAUCUGGCCACCUGACUCUACACCAGAGAACACACACAGGAGAGAAACCUUAUAGCUGUGGUCAAUGUGGGAAGAGUUUUAGUUGCAAAUCUUCAUCAGAACUUAAAAUACACCAGAGAACACACACAGGAGAGAAACCUUAUAGCUGUGAUCAAUGUGAGAAGAGUUUUCCUACAUCUAGCAUUCUGACAGUACACCAGAGAACACACACAGGAGAAAAACCUUAUAGCUGUGGUCAAUGUGGGAGGAGUUUUACUACAUCUAGCGUUCUGACAUUACACCAGAGAAAACACACAGGAGAGAAACCUUAUAGCUGUGGUCAAUGUGGGAGGAGUUUUACUACAUCUAGCGGUCUGACAUUACACCAGAGAAAACACACAGGAGAGAAACCUUAUAUCUGUGAUCAAUGUGGGAGGAGUUUUGUUCAAGCUAGCCAUCUGACUCAACACCAGAGAACACACACAGGAGAGAAACCUUAUAUCUGUGAUCAAUGUGGGAGGAGUUUUGUUCAAGCUAGCCAUCUGACUCAACACCAGAGAACACACACAGGAGAGAAGCCUUAUAUCUGUGAUCAAUGUGGGAGGAGUUUUACUACAUCUAGCGUUCUGACAGUACACCAGAGAACACACACAGGAGAAAAACCUUAUAGCUGUGGUCAAUGUGGGAGGAGUUUUACUACAUCUAGCGGUCUGACAUUACACCAGAGAAAACACACAGGAGAGAAACCUUAUAUCUGUGAUCAAUGUGGGAGGAGUUUUGUUCAAGCUAGCCAUCUGACUCAACACCAGAGAACACACACAGGAGAGACGCCUUAUAGCUGUGAUCAAUGUGAGAAGAGUUUUCCUACAUCUCGCCAGCUGACUGCACACCAGAGAACACACACAGGAGAGAAGCCUUAUAGCUGUGAUUAAUGUGAGAAGAGUUUUCCUACAUCUAGCCAGCUGACUGCACACCAGAGAACACACACAGGAGAGAAGCCUCAUAGUUGUGAUCAAUGUGACAAGAGAUACUCUGAUAAAAGAUCUCUGAUCAAACAUCAGAAAAUACAUACAUGA
Messenger RNA from Oncorhynchus masou masou (cherry salmon), 1206 nucleotides. Its product is annotated as zinc finger protein 135-like. The transcript has 2 exons. The record is from RefSeq and is a predicted model, not a curated record. The annotation marks the transcript as partial. Gene Ontology annotation, biological process: regulation of transcription by RNA polymerase II. NCBI's taxonomy places the organism in Eukaryota, Metazoa, Chordata, Actinopteri, Salmoniformes, Salmonidae. Gene Ontology annotation, molecular function: RNA polymerase II cis-regulatory region sequence-specific DNA binding; DNA-binding transcription factor activity, RNA polymerase II-specific.